CCUAACCAACAAAUAAUCCUGUCCUAACCCAAGGAAUGCUUUGUGUACAUUUUUUUAUGUGUCACUUCAUUCAGUAUAUUUGUCUCUGUCUGCUGCUACCUACAUAUGCUCAGCCACCGACAGCAGGAAGGGGAUGUAGUGUGCUAGACCGAAGAUUGUUUGCAAAUUCGUGUGGUAGAAGAAGUUCGAAAAAACUGAGCGAUCCUUCAGUCCUUUUUCGCAAACCUCAGGUUUAAUUAAUGCAUCAUGAGUGUUGAUUCCGCCAGAUCACUUCUUCUUGCUAGGCGAUCUCCUAUGGCAGUCAGCUCCUCUGUGUUUGCUAUGAAGGCAACGAUUGCGUGACGCCCAGCCGUUUCAAGGAGCCUGUCGGCUAUUUGCGCGUGCGAAGCGCUGUGAGCACUCAGAACUUCUGCCGUUUUGGGCAGACUUGUGUUUUGAACAUCUCCGGGCAGUACUUAAGGGACACCGACACGGCGGUGCUGACUCCGGUGAGCUUGGCCAGUUGCACCUCCUUAAGCUUUCAGGUGGCCGAACAAUUCAGCUUUGACUGGCCAGCAGCGAAUGCGUCCAGUGCCUCCAGCAGCUUGCUGGAAGUGGCCGAUGGUCUGAAUUUCGUCCUCUUUGACCUGGGCGUGGCCAGAGACAACGGCAUUUUCAAGGUGUGCUAUUGUGCCUCCUACGAGGGUGAGGAUGCGGACACAUUUCCUUGUAGCACUCCAGCGGAGUUCACACAAGAUGCUGGGACAUUGGUCAUCAUGCGAGUGGACCCGCAGGACUAUGAGUGCAGCAUGAACCGGAACUGUUCCAUCGAGGUCCGUGGACUCUUCAUGGCCGCCACGGACGUUUUGCUGGAAACUGGUGGACUGUUCGACUGUGGUACCGUCGUACCCCAGGAGGCGGACGUCGUGGGCGGUGUGGCCUUUCAACAGAACUUCUUUACCGCGCAGGUGAAUGCCACUGGUGACCCCAACGCCUCGCAACUCUUUGCGCUCAUCAGCUUCACAGCUCCGGGUCAACCGCAGCUCUGCUACUGCUCCACUUACGACGGGGACCCGUCCGCACUGAAUGACCAGAUCCGGGGGCCUUGCAACGAUGCA
Messenger RNA from Durusdinium trenchii, 1097 nucleotides. The record is from the annotation of a GenBank genome assembly. NCBI's taxonomy places the organism in Eukaryota, Dinophyceae, Suessiales, Symbiodiniaceae.